AUCAGAUUGAAGGACGGGAUACUCGAUAUUGAAUGUCAAUUGUCGACUUGGACUUUGCUUGGAGGUCGUACAUCGAUCGAAACGUUCACGGUCAAUUGCUGCAAAACAAAGCUCGUCUUUCCCCAGAGUCAGUCCCACCGCCUAACCUUACCUAGUUUCGCUUAGUCGACACUUCAAGACCUCAACUCUCGCUCACCCCGCAAUAGGUACCUGAGUCAUUCACGUGCCCGUCUCCAGAGAUGCAGAAGAGAGUCUCAGAUACAUCAAUGAAGCAGUUAUGAACUUGCCCUUUCGUUUGCAAUAUGCCGGCCAUGAACCGGACAUUCGCUCGUACCUCUGUCCCUAAACCAUCGCUCUUCCAGUCAAGUCGCCACUCUCUGUCCACCUCCACCUUCCGAGCACGAGAAUCGCAUUUCCGCCGUUCAGACUUCCAAUCUCAAGGAUUUACAGGCACUUAUGAGCCUGGACAACCUACUGUUGGACCAUUGGGUCAAGCUUCGAAACAUGGAGCUCCGAGGUUAACACCUUCAUUGCUGAAAGAGCACUUGGAUAAAUACGUGGUUGGACAAGACAAGGCAAAGAAAGUCACAGCAGUAGCUAUAUAUAAUCAUUAUCAGCGGAUCCGAGAAUUACAGCGUCAAGAGGAUGAGGAGCAGGCACGAAGAGAGCAAGAAGCAAGAUGGGAGUUGAGAGAAAGAGAACGAACCUCUCAUCCCGUUGAAAAUGAAUACCCAGGUCAUGUCGAGACAGUAGAUCUCAAUGCACCUCUACGCUCUCCUGACCCAGAACCAGAACUAGGAACUCGUCCCUUACAAGAUGACAGCAAAACCAUCAUCGAAAAGUCCAACAUCCUUCUCCUCGGUCCCUCAGGUGUUGGCAAAACCUACAUUCUUUCAACACUAGCCCGAGUCCUCGAAGUCCCCUUCGCAACCGUAGACUGCUCAUCACUCACCCAAGCCGGCUACAUAGGAACCGACAUCGAAUCCUCCAUCGAGCGUCUCCUCCUCGCGGCCUCCCACUCCAUCACCAAAUGCGAAACCGGCAUAAUAUUCUUCGACGAAGUCGACAAGCUAGCGAAACCCGCCAUCAUGACCCACGGCCGCGACGUCUCAGGCGAAGGCGUACAACAAGGCCUCCUCAAGAUGAUCGAAGGAACCACCGUAACAGUAAACGCCAAAUCAGACCGCUCCUCGAAAUCAGAAUCCAACUCUCGGGGAGCAGAUAGAAUAGAGCGAGGAAGCAGAGACGGCCAACAAUCCACGGGAAAAAGCGAACAAUACACCAUCGACACAACAAACAUCCUCUUCGUCUUCGCCGGCGCCUUCGUCGGCCUCGAAAAGAUAAUCUCCUCGCGCCUCUCAUCCGGAUCAUCCAUCGGAUUCGGCGCCCAGCUCAAAUCCCCCUCCCCAUCAAACCAAAAGAAGAAGAAACAAGAACCCAAAAUCCUCGAAGCAGUAACACCCACAGACCUCCAAACCUACGGCCUAAUCCCCGAACUCCUAGGCCGAAUCCCAAUAACAGUCGCCCUCUCCCCGCUCUCACUCCCACAACUAGUAUCCAUCCUAACCGAACCUAAAAACUCCCUAACAAAGCAAUUCAUAGCCCUAUUCCACACCUACGGCAUCCAGCUUAAAUUCACGACGGGUGCUUUACACGCUAUUGCUGAACGCGCUUUACCUCCUACUAAGGGAGACGCGGGGAAAGGAGGAGGAGGAGGAGGGGGCAUAGGGGCUAGAGGUCUAAGGUCGAUUCUUGAGGCUGUGUUGGGGGAGACUAUGUUUUGGGGUCCGGGGUCGGCGAUUAGGUUUUGUCUUGUUGAUGAGAAGUUUGUUCGGCGUGUAGGGAGAGGGGUUGUGGGGGAAGAUGGUGGGCAGGGAGAAGAGCAAGGAGAAGAUGAACAUAAGAUGCCACGCUGCUGGUCUCGAGGGCAAGGGCGGGCAUUUGAAGAGGCGUACGAGGUUGAAGAGGAGGAAUGGAGGGUUCGGCAUGAAGGUGCUGGUGCUGGUGAAGGAAAGGGUGAAGAUGCCUCUUUUGAGCGCUUAAGGAGGGUGGGUAGUAGUGGGAUGUAAGUAAAUAGGCAGGCAACGGCGAAUGGCGUUAUGAAUGAAUGAGCAGGAAUAGUAGAUACACAACAGGACAAAUCAUCACAGUAUCCAAUGCCUGCCCAGAUUCAGUUCAAUUUUCUCGAAAAUCUUUUCCUUUCUCUAAACAAGCGCGCAGUUGACUGACUAUCUUUGUACAAGUUAUUCAUCCAUCCCCUCCUCCAAUCUUCCCCCCUAAGGUAAGGUUGAGACUUUUCCGCUUAUGCACAAACGACCCCUCCCCUCCCCUCUCUGGGACAAAUGAAAAUGUGGUUGGUGUUCUGCGUACGGAGGAGAGGAACCUAUUCCUUCUUCUUAGGAGCGCUUUGCACCAUUC
Molecule: messenger RNA, 2418 nt
Organism: Mollisia scopiformis
Lineage: Eukaryota; Fungi; Ascomycota; Leotiomycetes; Helotiales; Mollisiaceae
Product: P-loop containing nucleoside triphosphate hydrolase protein
Exons: 2
Coding region: 303-2069 (588 amino acids)
Biological process (GO): protein catabolic process; proteolysis
Cellular component (GO): mitochondrial matrix
Molecular function (GO): ATP binding; ATP hydrolysis activity
Source: RefSeq, a predicted model, not a curated record